UAGGACAAUCACAGCACGCUAUACUCUACACGACACGCAGACAUGGAACCUUCACGCAUCAUUUGGGUAUUUGCUUUUUGUGUGAUUGCAGCUGUCUCUGCAAAGGUCGUAGUAAAGGAUGGAUGCUCCCAGGGCCCCGAGUUCUGGUGUCAGGAUCUGGUGACAGCCGCUCAAUGUGGAGCAAUCGACCACUGCAAGGACGCUGUGUGGAAAGAAGGAGAGGAUACCCUGUGUGUCCAGUGUAAACAGAUUGUGACACUCCUACUUAACAUGGUAAAAGCUUCAUCUAUCCAGGACACCAUCAAGAAUUUUCUUCACAAGGAGUGUUCCCAUCUGCCAGUCUCUGCUCUUAUACUCCAAUGUCACCAACUGGUGGAACAAUACCAGGGGGUCCUGAUUGAUCUACUGGAAAGUCAAAUUAAUCCACAAUCUAUAUGUAGUAGUCUGACCCUCUGUUCAUCUGACCAAUCAAGUAACUUGAACUCAGAGCUGCUGACCAAUCAUAUCCUUGAGACUGUAAUACCUCUUGUACAAGAAAAUUUACAGAAUGCCUAUUUCAAAUCUUACCAGAAACAGAAUGGCGAAGGAGACUUGCCAAUCCCACUGCCAACAUGCUGGAUGUGCAAAACAUUUAUUGGUCGAAUCGAGGCAGCCAUCCCUAAGACCCUUAUUGCCAAGUCAGCCACUGCACUGUGCCUUGCUCUGCCAGGAAAGAUUGCCGGUGUCUGCCAGUGCUUGGUAGAGAAAUACACCAUUAUUUUACUGGACACUAUUCUGAACAAAGUGGGGCCAAAGCUGGUGUGUGGACUGAUCUUUAUGUGUUCCACGGAUGAGAACUGUGGAUCAGACCUACCCGUGAAGCCAGCAUUGAGCUCUGAUAUAACCUGUACCAUGUGUAUGGUGGUCACACACUUGGUAAAACCCACCCUUGGUGAAAAUGCCACCCAAGCAGACAUAAAAGCAGCUCUCGGCAGAGUGUGCUCUGACCCCGAACUGGAUUUUAAUGCAUGCCAGCAAUUCAUGCAGGAGCAUCAGAUUGAAAUGAUCCAGAUUCUCCAAAACCCUUGGGAUCCCAAGUUGACCUGCCAGGAAGUAGGUGCCUGUCCUGUUUCUAGUACUGCUGCUGAGGGGCGUUCUGGUUGCGCAUCUGGACCAUCGUACUGGUGCAAAAGCCUAGACAAUGCUAAGGAGUGUGAGGCUGUCAGUCACUGUUUGGAACAUGUGUGGCAUUAAAGACCUCUUCAACGCAAUUCCAGAAUGCAGGCAUUACGACACUCUAUUCUGUUGAGAUCAGGUUCUC
This is a messenger RNA of Pelobates fuscus (common spadefoot toad), 1300 nucleotides long. RefSeq names its product surfactant protein B (gene SFTPB). The transcript is spliced from 11 exons. NCBI's taxonomy places the organism in Eukaryota, Metazoa, Chordata, Amphibia, Anura, Pelobatidae. Bases 43 to 1233 code for a protein of 396 amino acids. Gene Ontology annotation, cellular component: lysosome; multivesicular body; alveolar lamellar body. The record is from RefSeq and is a predicted model, not a curated record. Gene Ontology annotation, biological process: sphingolipid metabolic process.